AUGGACGCGCAGCGGCUGCUGGUGGAGCAGCAGGUCCAAGAGAUGUCUGGGCCCCUGCGGGAGCUCGAGGCGCUGUGGGAGGAGGGGGCCCGCCGCACGGAGCGCCUCCAAACGCUGAAGACCAGCGAGGAGACGUCGCGGCAGGCGGUGGCCGAGCUGUCUGCAAAACGAGCAGCGCUCCAGGAGGCAACGGGCAAGCUGCAGGAAGAGCUGCGCGAGCUGGCGGCGAAGGAGCUGCCCCAGGUGGCCAAGCGGCAGCGCGAGGCCGUCUUACAGGUGCAACGAGCGCAGAGCGCGCAGGCGGAUGCGCGAAGUCGAUGGCAGUCGGAGGUGAAGAUGUGCCAAAGUGCACUGCAAGCUGAAGAGAAGCAGCUGGCGCGUCUGCUGGCACGUAAGGAGUCAGCAGCGAUUGCGGCCAGGGAGGGGCAGCAGGCUUGUUCGGUGUUGGCCAAAUCUCUGGCCGACGUGCGGCUGGAGCAUGGCCGGCUUCUGGGCUGGCAGCAGGUGCUGGACGAAGGCGGUUUCCGCUACUUUGCAGAUAGCGCGAAGGAACAGCCGGAAGGGGACCUGCCCAUAGGCCCAGGCUCAAAGGCAACAGCCUUUGCAAGCCGCGAAGCAUCAGGAGAGGCUUUGAAGCUUCAGACCGACCGGCCAUUCGGGUUCGCUUUGGACUUGUCUCCCGCGGCGGGGCGGUAUCAGCACAUCUGCUACUUCGAUGCUGAAUCAGCACAAGAGCUGAGUCCAUGGAUGGAGGCGAUCCAAGGAUGGAUUGCAGCUGCAGCCUGGCAGGCGGGAGAUGUUGUCUGCGUGACAAGUUCCUUCAUGUCAGAUUCAGAAAUCCAGAUCCAGCUGGAAGCCGGCCUGACUGGCAUCCUCGUCAAGGUCGAUGAGCACGAGGACGCUUUCGUCGAGUUUGCGCUGCACGACGCGCGGCAGUGGGUCUUCCAGAAGAAUCGGCACAAGCUCCGGCGGGUGGCGGAUUCCGACGCAAAGGACGUCUUCCUCGACAUCGUGCCCCAGAACGACUUGAUCAUGCACUGGGCGCUGCGCGUCGUGGGCAAGAAGGCCGCACGCUGUUACGAGUUUGAAGCAGACGGGGUGUGCAUGGGCAAGCGCACAGCGCUCGACAAAGGCCUUCCCAUCAAGUCUCAGAAACUGGCAGGCCGGACAUCGAAGACGCACCGGGAGAUUACGGCCUGGUGCACCGACUUCGGGGCCGAGCACAGCUACGACGCCGCAGGCAACAACCUCUUCGGCGGCAAGAACUGUCAGGAUUUUGCCGUGGAGCUGUGCAGAUAUAUGGAGAUCGAUACGGAGCAGCUGCCGUUUAGGCAGGCGGAGCAGGUCAAGACGGUGCUGGGAGCUGGCGCCUUUGUGGCGGCCGAUGCAGCGUUGGGUACGGGCCUGUUGGCAGCGGGCACGGGGCUCGUGGCUGGUGCCUUGGACUUCGGCGUCGCCGCUGCCGGUGCAGCUGCCGGGGCAGCCAUGAGCCCUGGGGUCCUUGCCGCUGCUGCUGCCGUGGGCGUGGGCUACGCGUCAGGCGUCAUCACGCCGGAGUCCAUCCCAGGAUUUGGCUUUGAGACGCAACAGGCUCCCGAGCCUGGGAAGGAUGCUUUCAGGGAGUCUUGGCUACGACGAAAGUACACAGCCGAAGAUGCAUCUAUAUGCCUUUGGGUGGAGGUCGAUGGCCAAGAAUCAGGUCUACAGCUGGACAUUCAGCGGCUCAAGGGCGAAGUCUGCACCACUGAGGCAAACUUGCGGAAAGUCCGAGCGGAAGAGGCCGCCUCCAUCGAAGCCGGUCGGCUUCGCACCGUCCUCCUCUCCACGGAGAUGACGGCGCACCAGGUGUGCAGCGAGCGUUUGGCUCGCCUGAGCCGGAAUAUGGAAGACAGGACGGAGCUCCUCAGUCGGCAAUACUACUUGAAGGGCCAUCGGCGGAUUCGGGUUGCGGGUCUCGGGGUUGGUGGAGAGAUGUUGCCCAAGAGCCUGCUGAAUGCGAGCUCGUGCCAGCAGUUGCGGAGUCGAGCCUUCUGA
Symbiodinium natans is the source of this 2034-nucleotide messenger RNA. Lineage: Eukaryota; Dinophyceae; Suessiales; Symbiodiniaceae. The record is from the annotation of a GenBank genome assembly.